Messenger RNA from Clonostachys rhizophaga, 1236 nucleotides. NCBI's taxonomy places the organism in Eukaryota, Fungi, Ascomycota, Sordariomycetes, Hypocreales, Bionectriaceae. The record is from the annotation of a GenBank genome assembly.
AUGUCUGCCACUCUCGUCGAGACACUGCCGGGCCCUCCUGGCCAACCCGACAUCGCAUACACCCCCAACCCCGAGACGUACAAGAUCAGAAUCCAUAGACGUCAGCAGUCCGAGGAACUUCCCAAGACUCUGCCAGAAGGAUUCCCCCAACGGCUAGACUCACCACUUGUCUGGGACGGCGCGACUGUGUCCGAUACGUACAAGUGGUCGUACGAGCUGAACGAGGCAGAGCUCGAGGAGAUUCACCAAGCCCUUGAAGCUUUCAAGAAAUCCGGUAAGCCCCUGGGGGAGAUCAGCCGGGAGACAUUCCCCCUCGGCCCCCUGCACUCCACCCUCCGCUCCAUCUCGCGCGAGCUCCACAGCGGCCACGGCUUCAAGGUCGUCCGGGGCAUCCCCGUCGACCGCUACACGCGCGAGGAGAACAUCAUCAUCUACGUCGGCCUCGCCUCCCACGUGGCCUCGAUCCGCGGCCGCCAGGACAGCUCCUACCAGGGCCGGCCGGCCGACGUCGCCCUCGCCCACAUCAAGGACCUGACCAAGCAGUUUGACGCGCACAGCAUCGGCGCCCCCGCGUACACGACGGAGAAGCAGGUCUUUCACACGGACGCGGGCGACAUCAUCUCCCUGUUCGCGCUGCAGUCCGCGGCCGAGGGCGGCGAGAGCUACCUGUCGAGCAGCUGGACCGUCUACAACGAGCUGGCCCAGACGCGGCCAGACCUGAUCCGAACGCUCGCCGAGCCAUGGGCGUUUGACGAGUUCGGCAAGCUUGGUCCCCCUGGCUACUCCCUCCGGCCCCUACUGUACCAUCAGCCACCCAAGGAUGGCGAUCCGGAGAGGCUGAUCAUCCAGUACGCCCGGCGCUCCUUCACGGGGUACUGGGGCCUCCCUCGAUCAGCCAACAUCCCGGCCAUCACCGAAGCCCAGGCCGAGGCGCUCGACGCGCUGCACUACGCGGCGGAGAAGCACGCUGUCGCGCUCGAGUUCAAGGCGGGCGACAUCCAGUUCGUCAACAAUCUCAGCAUCUUCCACGCGCGCGGAGGGUUCAAGGACUCCGAGGAGAAGCAACGCCACCUCGUCAGGCUCUGGCUGCGGGACGAGGGACUGGCCUGGAAGACGCCCGCGCCGCUGCAGGACAGGUGGGAUAAGGUGUACAAGGGGGUGACGGCUGAGAACCAGGUGUUCCCACUAGAACCAACCAUCAGGUCGGCGAGCAAAGGCAACCAGAAGCUCGAGUAG